AUGGAGAGCGGAGGGCGGCCCUCGCUGGGCCAGUUCAUCCUCCUGGGCGCCAGCUCUGUCGUCACCGCCGUCCUGUACUCCGUGUACCGGCAGAAGGCCCAGGUCGCCCAAGAGCUCAAGGGAGCGAAAAGAAUCCACUUGGGUGAAGACUUGAAGAGCAUUCUUUCAGAAGCUCCAGGAAAAUGUGUGCCUUAUGCAGUUAUUGAAGGAGCUGUCCGAUCGGUUAAAGAAACGCUUAACAGCCAGUUCGUGGAGAAUUGCAAGGGAGUGAUUCAGCGGCUGACCCUGCAGGAGCACAAGAUGGUGUGGAAUCGAACCACCCACCUCUGGAAUGACUGCUCAAAGAUCAUUCACCAGAGGACCAAUACGGUGCCCUUUGACCUGGUACCCCACGAGGACAGCGUGGACAUGGCCGUGCGAGUGCUGAAGCCCCUGGACUCCCAGGAUCUGGGCCUGGAGACUGUGUACGAGAAGUUCCACCCCUCCAUCCAGUCCUUCACUGAUGUCAUCGGCCACUAUAUCAGCGGCGAGCGGCCCAAAGGCAUCCAGGAGACCGAGGAGAUGCUGAAGGUUGGGGCCACACUCACGGGGGUCGGCGAGCUGGUCCUGGACAACAACUCCGUCCGCCUGCAGCCCCCCAAGCAGGGCAUGCAGUACUAUCUAAGCAGCCAGGACUUUGACAGCCUGCUGCAGAGGCAGGAGUCGAGCGUCAGGCUCUGGAAGGUCCUGACGCUGGUCUUUGGCUUUGCCACAUGCGCGGCCCUCUUCUUUGUCCUCCGAAAGCACUAUCUGCAGCGGCAGGAGCGGCUGCGCCUCAGGCAGAUGGAGAAGGAGUUCCAGGAGCACGAGGCCCAGCUGCUGAGCCGCGCCAAGCCUGAGGACAGGGAGAGUCUGAAGAGCGCCUGCGUCGUGUGUCUGAGCAACUUCAAGUCCUGCGUCUUUCUGGAGUGUGGGCACGUUUGUUCCUGUGCCGAGUGCUACCGCGCCUUGCCGGAGCCCAAGAAGUGCCCCAUCUGCAGACAGGAGAUCACCCGGGUGAUUCCCUUGUUCAACAGCUAA
Puma concolor (puma) is the source of this 1059-nucleotide messenger RNA. RefSeq names its product mitochondrial E3 ubiquitin protein ligase 1 (gene MUL1). Gene Ontology annotation, cellular component: mitochondrion. Gene Ontology annotation, molecular function: ubiquitin-protein transferase activity. NCBI's taxonomy places the organism in Eukaryota, Metazoa, Chordata, Mammalia, Carnivora, Felidae. Gene Ontology annotation, biological process: organelle organization; protein ubiquitination. The record is from RefSeq and is a predicted model, not a curated record.